CUUCACCCUUCUCCACAUCUGUCAAGACUGGGAAGAUGAAGUUCCUCGUUGCAGCCUGGGUGCUGCUGCUGCUGCUGGUGCAAAAUGUGAUUGCAGCUAGUACACCAUUGCCAGAGGAAGUGUAUGCACCUUCAGCAGUGUAUCCAUCUUCUAUAUUUCGAGAGCCAAGUGGUCGUACAGAGCCAUUUGCCAAUGUGACCGGUGUUUUGGAUGACCGCGGAGUGUGCCAGUGCUCGGUUUACCUGCCCGAUACAACAUUUCCUGUACAGAAGGUGGAGAACCUAGAAAUUCUGGCUCAGCAGCUCUCAGUAAAAUUUGACAGUGAGCUUUCAAAAGUUAGCCAGUACACCAAAGCAAUUGCACUAUAUGAAGAAAAGAUUCUAAAUUUAACCAUCAAGAUUGAGCAUAUGGAGAAGACCAGCGUAUCUUACACGGAGCUGGAUUUCCAAUUAAUCAAACUGGAAAUCAGGGAAAUGGAGAGGCUGAUCACCCAGCUGAAGACAUCGCUUACGGAAAGCAACGUGGUCGUAGAGCAGUUGUUUGUAGAGAUUAGGAAUCUGAGUGUCCUGGUGAAUGAACUGGAAGUGUUGGAUAAGAAUAAUAUCCUUGCGAUUCGCCGAGAAGUUGCAGCUCUGCAGACUAAAUUGCAGGAGUGCGAAGUGGAUCGAAACCAGAGUGUUGGCAAUCCCUAUUUCCCACCUGGGAACUGCGGUCAUGGCCCAAUUAUGAACAUCAGCCAGCCUUACAUGAUACAGCUCAACUGGAGAGGGUUUGCUUUCAAAUAUGGAGCCUGGGGCAGAUAUUCAUCUCCUCUUAACCCUGGAAAUGAACUUUAUUGGGUUGCACCUCUGAAUACUGAUGGAAGAUACCUGGAAUAUUAUCGACUCUACAAUUCCUAUGAUGAUUUAUUGCUCUUCAAGUAUGCCAAGCAAAACCAGUUUCGGUAUGGCGAAGGAAGUGGCACAGCUGUUUAUAAUAAUUACAUGUAUUAUAAUGCAUAUUCCUCAAGAGAUAUGGCUAAGUUAAAUUUAAGCUCCAAUACGGUAGAGCUGAGGAAGACCCUUCCAGAUGCUGCUUACAACAAUCGGUUUUCAUAUGCAGGGGUAUCUUGGCAAGACAUUGAUUUUGCCGUGGAUGAGAGUGGGUUGUGGGUUAUUUACUCAACAGAAGCCAGCCAAGGUAACAUUGUCAUUAGCAGACUUAAUGAAACAUCUCUUGAUGUGCUGAACACAUGGGAAACAAAACAAUAUAGGCCUUCGGUCUCCAAUGCUUUUAUUGUAUGUGGAGUGCUCUAUGCUACCAGGCCUCUCAAUACUAGGAAAGAAGAAAUCUUCUACACUUUUGACACCAACACUGGAAGACAAGGGAGCAUAACCAUCAUUGUAGAUAAAAUGCUGGAAACCAUUCAGAGCAUCAACUACAGCCCUAUAGAUCGGAAGCUGUACAUCUACAAUGAUGGUUACCUUCUUCGCUAUGAGUUAAACUUCAAGCCUCUUCCAUCAUCAUAGUUUUCCAGGGAGGUUAAAAACUAUUGGGAUAUUCAAGGCCAUAGGGAAGCAAAGAUUUCAUCCAUUUGCAAUCAUCGUCUAGGAUAGGAAAGAGAAUUCGUUUUGGAUCUGGCCACCGCAUUAAAAAUAUAUAAAAAAUAAAAAUAUAAGAGGUUUCAGGGAGAAUAGAGGUGAUACAAUAAGUCCAUCAGGGGGGAGUUGAAAAAUUCAUGUUUUUUUUUUUCACGUGGUAUGUUUUUAAAAGGGGUUACACUUCUAUUUUCUGAAAAAAAAUCUGAGAAAUUGCUCUACUGAAUUUAUGUAUUUUGAGGCCAAAUUUGGCAGUGUGAUGGGCAGGAGGAGGCGGGUUUUGUGAGAGCUUCUUUUGUGCAAAGAUGCUUUAGGGGUGCAUGUGUAUCACACACAACAGACUUAACCAGUUUCAAACCCAGUGGCUGCAUAACUUUUUAGUGUUCAUCUCUUGAUUAUGGUUUUUUAAAAAAAUACCAUAAAAUGUUAUGCAAACUCAGCCAGUUUGAUUACUUUAUAGUUCAGUGUGCUGUGUGAACCCAGAAAAAGGUUAAACCAGGUUAAUCAUGUUGGGUUAAUUCUUUAACUCUGAUACAGUAUAUUUUGGGUAGAAGGGACAAUCCAUUUUAGUAGACUUGGGGUCACAUGCUGACAAAGUCAGCAUGUGACCAGUAUCAUUUUAAAAAAAAGCACUUAACUUUGGACAGUUGCCCUGACUGGCAUUCUUAGGGUGGGCUGGGGAUCAAAAAAGUCAAGAUGGUAGUACAAGGGGGUGGGGCUUCGAACAUGCUGCCAUGACAACCAUUUUGAGUCUACUGUAGAUGCUGCGGGCUAGGCCCAUUCAGUUGCGCCAGGCCACUUGUCUGUCUAGAUCCCACAGCUUUCUGCAGCUGGUGUGUAUAUUUGGCAAUAGAUGAAAAGAAAUGUCUCUACAGAUUUUUGGACUGAAUAAAAAUAAAAACAAUGCCUUAAUCUCU
This is a messenger RNA of Candoia aspera, 2494 nucleotides long. It is a transcript of the gene OLFM4, whose product is annotated as olfactomedin 4. Lineage: Eukaryota; Metazoa; Chordata; Lepidosauria; Squamata; Candoiidae. Bases 36 to 1508 code for a protein of 490 amino acids. Gene Ontology annotation, biological process: signal transduction. The record is from RefSeq and is a predicted model, not a curated record. The transcript is spliced from 6 exons.